Molecule: messenger RNA, 866 nt
Organism: Malaclemys terrapin pileata
Lineage: Eukaryota; Metazoa; Chordata; Testudines; Emydidae
Exons: 2
Coding region: 96-833 (245 amino acids)
Source: RefSeq, a predicted model, not a curated record
CGACCACCAAGCCUAAGAAGACAAAGCACUAGUCAAUGUACAAGGCAGAUGCUGAGAAAUCGGGCGAGAAGGCUACGGCAGCGUGGUGAGGAAACAUGCAGGUCAUCGUAGAUGGCUUCGCCGCGAUGGGAUUCCCAAACUGCGGUGAGGCUAUAGAUGAAACUCACAUCCCUAUCCUGGGACCGGAGCACCAGCCCAGCCAGUACAUUAACAGAAAGGGCUACUUUUCAAUGGUGCUGCAAGCACUGGUGGACCAUAGGGGACGUUUUACCAACAUCAACGUCGGAUGGCCGGGCAAGGUUCAUGAUGCUCAUGUUUUCAGGAACUCUGGUCUGUUUAGAUGGCUGCAGGAAGGUAUUUACUUCCCGGACCACAAAAUAACUGUUGGGGAUGUGGAGAUGCCUAUAGUGAUCCUCGGGGACCCAGCCUACCCGCUAAUGCCCUGGCUCAUGAAGCCCUAUACAGGCGCCCUGGACAGUGAAAAAGAACUCUUCAACUACCGACUGAGCAAGUGCAGAAUGGUGAUGGAGUGUGCUUUUGGACGUCUCAAGGAGAGAUGGAGAAGCUUACUUUCUCGCUCUGAUCUCAGCGAAACCAAUAUCCCCAUUGUUAUUGCAGCUUGCUGUGUGCUUCACAAUCUCUGUGAGAGCAAGGGGGAGACGUUUAUGGCGGGGUGGGAGGUUGAGGCACAUAGCCUGGCUGCUGAUUACUCCCAGCCAGACAGCCGGGCGAUUAGAAGAGCCCAGUGGGACGCGCUGUGCAUCCGGGAGGCUUUGAAAGCUAGGUUCCACAGUGAGCAAGCUAGGUUCCACAGUGAGCAGGGUAACCUGUGACUAUUAAGUUUGUUUAAAGAGCAGCUGAACCUG